Neurospora hispaniola is the source of this 1514-nucleotide messenger RNA. Its product is annotated as C-4 methylsterol oxidase, variant. Gene Ontology annotation, biological process: ergosterol biosynthetic process. Bases 184 to 1104 code for a protein of 306 amino acids. Lineage: Eukaryota; Fungi; Ascomycota; Sordariomycetes; Sordariales; Sordariaceae. Gene Ontology annotation, cellular component: endoplasmic reticulum membrane. Gene Ontology annotation, molecular function: iron ion binding; C-4 methylsterol oxidase activity. The record is from RefSeq and is a predicted model, not a curated record. The transcript has 4 exons.
ACCCCUAAACUUGUCAGUCGCCUUUCCCUAGCAUCCCACUUGCUCUUGGACGCGGUCGACUGUUUCUUUUUCUUGCCCCGGUUUCCUCCACGCGCAUAUCUUCUUUCCUCGCUGCAGGUCCCUCAUCGCGUUCCAACACCCAGCAACACCUAAUUGGAGCCGCCUCUUCUCUAUCCGCCCACCAUGGCUUCGGCAGUCCUUAAUGCGACCGUCGCUGGCCUGAGCUCGACAGACACAUACUUCACCGUCUUGGAGGAGGUUUCCAAGUACAAUGUUCAGCUGAGCUACCCCGAGAAGCUCUGGGCGGCGUGGUAUCUGUGGAUGCAGAACGACGUUCUCGCGACCGGUCUCAUGAGCUUCUUCAUGCACGAGAUCGUCUACUUCGGCAGGUCGCUCCCGUGGAUGAUCAUCGAUGCCCUCCCCAUGUUCAACAAGUACAAGCUGCAAAAAGAAAAACGCCCCACCUGGAGGGAACAGUUCGAGUGCGCCGGUCUCGUUCUCCUCAGCCACUGCACCGUCGAACUCCCUCAGAUCUGGCUCUUCCACCCCAUCGCCACCUACUUCGGUCUCGACUAUGGCGUGCCCUUCCCUCCUCUUUGGAAGAUGGCCCUUCACAUCUGCAUCUUCUUCGUCAUGGAGGAUGCCUGGCACUAUUGGAACCACCGUGCGCUUCACUACGGCCCUCUCUACAAGGCCAUCCACAAGAUUCACCACACGUACAGCGCGCCCUUUGGUCUCACCGCCGAGUACGCCUCCCCCAUUGAGGUUAUGCUCCUCGGUAUUGGUACUGUAGGAUCCCCCAUCCUCUGGGUUUCCAUCACCAAGGACCUCCAUCUCGCCACCAUGUAUGUCUGGAUUGUCCUCCGUCUCUUCCAGGCCAUCGACGCCCAUUCCGGCUAUGACUUCCCCUUCAGCUUGCGCCACUUCCUCCCCUUCUGGUGCGGUGCCGAGCACCACGAUCUCCACCACGAGCGCUUCAUCGGCAACUAUGCCUCCAGCUUCCGCUGGUGGGAUUACUGCCUCGACACCGAGGCCGGUGAGGAAGCUGCCAAGGCUCGCCGUGACAAGAAGCUUGCGGCCAUCAAGGCUAAGAAGGCCCAGUAAAUGGGUGUAGUUUAUGGGUCCGCCGUUAUGGUACCGUCCACGGUAUUUGUACUGUUGUCUUCCAAGGUCUUCUAUUCGACCUCACUAAUUUUGGACAACGCAUCACCAAACAACGGGGAAGAAGGAAAGGAAGAACCACCUAACGAUGGGAAUUGGUCCAUGAGACAAAUCAAGCAAUUAAGGAGCCAAUAAAGGGUAGAAACGGGUUGGUUCAUUUCGUUUGAAAGACAAGAAGGGAGGCACGGUUUUGGUCGAACACAGACCGACCGAUGCACACCUCCACACAAAAGAGGCGUUUGGAAGGGGAAGAGAGUUGCGUUGCACCUCUGUUGCCGUACGCGCGCGGUGGUGCAGUUGGGGAGGGAGGCUUUUUCCUUCUCGCUUCUAUUAAUUCUUGUACAUAGCUGAUU